Molecule: messenger RNA, 1251 nt
Organism: Aspergillus ruber CBS 135680
Lineage: Eukaryota; Fungi; Ascomycota; Eurotiomycetes; Eurotiales; Aspergillaceae
Product: NAHD dehydrogenase subunit 5
Exons: 3
Coding region: 1-1251 (416 amino acids)
Biological process (GO): electron transport coupled proton transport; ATP synthesis coupled electron transport
Molecular function (GO): NADH dehydrogenase (ubiquinone) activity
Source: RefSeq, a predicted model, not a curated record
AUGUAUUUAACAUUGAUAGUUUUACCUUUAUUAGGUUCAAUAGUUUCAGGUUUCUUUGGAAGAAAAGUUGGAGUUAGUGGAGCACAUUUAAUAACAUGUACUUCAGUAAUAACAACUACAUUUUUAGCUAUAUUAGCUUUUUUUGAAGUAGGUUUUAAUAAUAUACCUGUAACAAUAAAUUACAUCCAAUUAGGUAUGAUGGUAAUAGCUGUUGGUUUAUCAAGUUAUAACUUAGCUUUAUUCCAUUUAGUAAAUCACGCUUUCUAUAAAGCAUUAUUAUUCUUAGGUGCUGGUUCAGUUAUACACGCAGUAGCAGAUAACCAAGAUUUUAGAAAAUAUGGUGGUUUAAGAGAAUUCUUACCAUUAACUUAUUCAGUAAUGCUGAUAGCUUCAUUAAGUUUAGUAGCGGUACCUUUCAUGACUGGAUUCUACUCUAAAGAUUUUAUUCUUGAAUCUGCAUAUGGACAAUAUUACUUAUCAAGUACUAUAGUUUACUUUGUAGCUACAAUAGGUGCUAUGUUUACUACACUUUAUUCAGCUAAAGUAUUAUAUUUAACAUUCUUAACUAAUCCUAAUGGUCCUUUAGUUAGUUAUAAACAUGCUCACGAAGGUGACUUAUUCUUGACUAUACCAUUAAUUAUAUUAGCUAUUUUUUCAAUCUUUUUUGGAUACUUAACUAAAGAUAUCUUUAUAGGAUUAGGAACUGGUUUCUUUGUAGAUAAUAGUUUAUUUAUUCAUCCUAGUCAUGAAAUAAUGUUAGAUACUGAAUUUGCUGUUCCAACAUUCUUUAAAUUAUUACCAUUUGUAUUCACUGUAUCAUUAAGUAUACUUUCUGUGUUAUUAUCAGAAUUCUUACCUAAAUUACUUAUUAACUUUAAAUUCUCUAGAUUAGGUUAUAAUAUCUUCAGUUUCUUUAACCAAAGAUUCUACAUAGAAUUAUUCUAUAAUAAAUAUGUUACAGAAGGUGUUCUAAAAUUAGGAGGUCAAACAUCUAAGAGUCUUGAUAAAGGUUCUGUAGAAUUAUUAGGACCUACGGGACUUGAAAAACUUUUCGUUCACUUAAGUUCUAAAUUAAAUGAACUAAGUACUGGUGUUGUGACUACAUACGCCUUAUAUAUAUUAAUAGGAAUGUUAUCUUACUUAGCUUUCCUUUACUUUAACCUUGAAUUUGAUUUCUUGUAUCUUUUUAUUAUUUCUCUGGCUUUAAUUGCAACUCAUCCUAACGAUGUUGUUUCACAAAAAAAAGUGUAG